GGUCUGUGGUGACAAGAGACCAAAGGCCCCGGAGAGGGCGGAGCCGCGGCAGCCCCCCCGGCAGCAGGCUGCCCAGGCCGGAGACGGGGCGGAGCGCGGCCCGAGCGGGAAGCGGGCACCGCCCUCAGUGCUCCCCGCCCGGCCCGAGCGAGGCGGCGCGGACUCCGCGCCAUGGGGCGGCUGGUGGCUGCGAGCCUGCUGGGGAUCGCGCUGGCGCUCCUGGGCGAGAGGCUCCUGGCGCUAAGGAAUCGACUUAAAGCCUCCAGAGAAGUAGAAUCCAUAGACCUUCCAAACUGCCACCUCAUUAAAGGAAUCGAAGCUGGCUCUGAAGAUAUCGACAUACUUCCCAAUGGCCUGGCUUUCUUUAGUGUGGGUCUAAAAUAUCCAGGACUCCACAGCUUUGCACCAGAUAGGCCUGGAGGAAUACUAAUGAUGGAUCUAAAGGAAGAAAACCCAAGGGCACUGGAAUUAAGAAUCAGCCGUGGGUUCAGUUUGGCUUCAUUUAAUCCACAUGGUAUCAGCACUUUUAUAGACAGAGAUGACACAGUUUAUCUCUUUGUUGUAAACCACCCAGAAUUCAAGAAUACAGUGGAAAUUUUUAAAUUUGAAGAAGAAGAAAAUUCUCUUUUGCAUCUAAAAACAAUCAAACAUGACCUUCUUCCAAGUGUGAAUGAUAUUGUAGCUGUUGGACCGUCACAUUUCUAUGCCACCAAUGACCACUAUUUCUCUGAUCCUUUCUUAAAGUAUUUGGAAACAUACUUGAACUUACACUGGGCAAAUGUUGUUUACUACAGUCCCAAUGAAGUUAAAGUGGUAGCGGAAGGAUUUGAUUCUGCAAAUGGAAUCAAUAUUUCACCUGACAAAAAGUAUAUCUAUGUUGCUGAUAUACUGGCUCAUGAAAUUCAUGUUUUGGAAAGACACCCUAAUAUGAAUUUAACUCAAUUUAAGGUACUCAAGUUGGAUACACUGGUGGAUAAUUUAUCUAUCGAUCCUUCCUCGGGGGACAUCUUAGUAGGCUGUCAUCCUAAUGGCCAGAAGCUCUUCGUUUAUGACCCGAACAAUCCUCCCUCAUCAGAGGUUCUCCGUAUCCAGAAUAUUCUAUCGGAGAAGCCUACAGUGACUACAGUUUAUGCCAACAAUGGAUCUGUUCUCCAGGGAAGUUCUGUAGCCUCAGUGUAUGAUAGGAAGCUGCUCAUAGGCACUUUAUACCACAGAGCCCUGUACUGUGAACUUUAAACUGUACUUUGGGUAUGCAAUUAAGUUUUCUAAGAAUUACUAAUUCUGAGGGAAUUUAACCAGCAAAGGUAACCCAUAAAUGUCUGACAUGUAUAGUUAAUUUUAUUUCAGUAUGGAAAUGUCCCUUCAGUUCUUAUAGCACUUUUAACAGAAAAGGAAAAUGAACCAUUUUUGAAAAUGCCUAGUAAAAGAGAGAGAAGAAAGCUGCUUUCAGUAAAGAGAAUACACUUUGUACAAGAUAAGCCUUUCCUCUACUUUCCAGCCACCAGAGCCUGAAUGCCACUGAAACAGGGUAGAGUCUAUUUCCUUAAAAUGUAGUGACCUCCUCUCCAACAGUGUGACCACUGUGACUGUUCAGAACUACUGACUAAUAACAUGUUUAGUACUUACAUCUUGGUUUACUAUUAAAGAGUUGGAGUUAUAUUAAAAACUAACUAAAAUCCAACUUUGUCUGUAUUUAACUCCCAAGGAAGGUCUUCCGGGGGAAUGGAGAGUGGCCACUUCCCUGUGGGGUCUCCCUGAGGUAGGCAGGCAUAGCAAUGUUCAUUUCCCUCAUGGAAAACUGAAUAUAAGUGAGGUCUUUUUUUGAGUAAAAUAAAACAACGAAUAAACGAAAUAUGGCAACUCUAUUCUCAAUUAGCACAGAGUGUUCCAUCAGCAGUCUUCCUGAAUGGAAGCCCGCCUUGCAUACAAAGAGGAAAUGAAAGACUGGAGCUCAAGGUCAUGCCACCUCCUCUUGGGACACAACUGGGAACGUCCUCAGGAGAGAUGAAGUCACUGGCCGGGGCUGCCUGGUUAAUCCUAACGAUGCUAGGGCCAGGCCCACGGGUGCCUGCCUCACAGGGGAGUCCUUUCCACUCACUAUAUGGCCUGUAAAACCCUCUAAAGCACUGGAGAGACUUUCAUAUGUUUCUAUUCAUUCUAACUUAUAAAGCAUUUUACUUCACUUCUCA
Manis pentadactyla (Chinese pangolin) is the source of this 2189-nucleotide messenger RNA. Its product is annotated as serum paraoxonase/arylesterase 2. Gene Ontology annotation, molecular function: arylesterase activity. The transcript is spliced from 9 exons. The record is from RefSeq and is a predicted model, not a curated record. Lineage: Eukaryota; Metazoa; Chordata; Mammalia; Pholidota; Manidae. The coding region runs from base 172 to 1236 and encodes 354 amino acids. Gene Ontology annotation, cellular component: extracellular region.